Molecule: messenger RNA, 4127 nt
Organism: Astyanax mexicanus (Mexican tetra)
Lineage: Eukaryota; Metazoa; Chordata; Actinopteri; Characiformes; Acestrorhamphidae
Gene: asic4b
Product: acid-sensing (proton-gated) ion channel family member 4b
Exons: 10
Coding region: 1801-3504 (567 amino acids)
Biological process (GO): sodium ion transmembrane transport
Cellular component (GO): membrane
Molecular function (GO): ligand-gated sodium channel activity
Source: RefSeq, a predicted model, not a curated record
UAAGAGGAUGUAAUAACCUGCCACUACUCGCCAAAUAAAAGCCUCAUUGGAGGUGGGUGAGGUCUUCUCCACUGAAGGGGAAAUAAUCCUGGCUUGCUCCCCUCAUGUAAUAUUAAAUCACUCUCCUCCUUUCCUGCCUUCCCUCGCUUCCCUUCCCUUCCAGUCGCUCCACUCCGCUCUCCUCCGUCCUCCCUCCUCUCUUUACUAUCCGAUCCUUCAGAGGAGUUCUCCAGCUCAUACCGCUCUGCAAGUGCUUAGAGAGCACAGCUAGCCUCUCACUCUCUCUCUCCCUUUCUCCUUCUCUCUCUCUUGUUCUUUUUCUCUCUCUCACUCUCUUUCUAUCUGUCUUUCUUUCUCUCACACAUCUUAACUCCGACUUGCUCUUAUUCUCGUGAUCUCUCUUUUUUUUUACUUCUCCCUUCUUAACUCUGCAUGUAAUCUCUUUCUUGCUCACUCUCUAUCUCUUUCUCUCUCGUUCAUUCCUUCCCUCUCUCAUUCUCCUUUUCUUUCUCUCCCUCUCUUUCAAUCCCUGUCUCCCUUCUCUCUUUUCCUUUCCUUUUUGCUCUCUUUCUCUCCCUCCUUCUCACUUGCUAUUUCCUUCUUAAAUCUGAGUGUAACAACUCUCUCUCUCUUUCUCUCUCUCCACUCUCUCACAUACUCUCUUUUUCUCUCCCUUUAAAUCCUUAUCUCUCUUUUUCUAUCCUCUCUCUUUCAUUCCCUCCCUUUUCUCUCAUGCUUUCUCCUUCUUAAGUCUGAGUUUGUUCCUUUUUCUUGCUCUUACUCUUCUGUUCUCUCUCCUUUUCCCUCUCUCUCUCUUUUUUUCACGCUUUCCUUCUUAACUCUGAGUGUAAUCUCUUCCUUGCUCACUCUUAAGUUCUCUCACUCUCAUUCUCUUUUACUCUCUCUCUUUAUCUGUCCCUCUCUGUCUCAACCCCUCUCUUUUUCUCUUUCUCUUUCAAUCCCUCCCAAUCUUACUCUCUCCACCUCCUUCUAUCUCCCUCUCCUUCUCUCCCUCUUUCUCUGUUGGUUUCUCCUUCUUAAGUCUGAGUGUAAUCUCUCUCUCUCUCUCUCAGCGAGAGGACUUUGGGCAGUGGCGACGUCAGAGGCUGAGAGCAGCAGAACAGAGAUGUGGAGCUGAGUUGACAAGCAAAGCAGCUGCUCAGUCACUUCUCGGACUCUUGCUCUCUCUCUCCUCCUAUCUCUCUCUCUCUCUCUCUCUCUCUCUCUGUCGCUGCAUGUCUCCAGCUCGUACUUGCUCUCGAACUCCGGAGCCUACAGCAUCCUCUCAGAUGACGCACUGGACCAGGAGCUUCUUCACUUUUUACGAGCCGUUUCCUUUUUUCACUUCUUUCCGUUCUGCCAACUGAGUACUUUCAGCUCUUCGCUGGAGUUUGAGAACAAGAGCUGAGAAGGAAAAAGAAGAAGAGGAAGAUAAGUAUGAAGAAGGAGGACGAGAGGAAGAGCACCUGAGGUGAGGGUGUCGAGAGACUGACUCAAAGUUGGGCGACUGAGAGGCAGCAAGGGGAAGAGUCAAGCGUGUGCCAACGGAGGGAAAGUGCUGGGUGAGACACCUGCGACAAGACUUGGUUUAGCAGCUCUCUCUCUUGAGAAAGAGCGAGGCUGCCUUGGGCAACAGAGUGAAAGUAUAUAAAAAAUAUUAAAAGUGUGCCAAAGAAAAAGAAAUCCUUUCCACAAAGCGAGAAAUUGUGCUGAAAUUGCAAGAGGAAAAAAGGACAGACUGGUAAAGAAAGUCCAUAACCUUCGCUCGAAGGCUCUGCAAACACAGACCUGGCGAACCACAUGCCUAUUGAGUUCGUCUGCAAGAUUAAAUUCGCCGAAGGUGAUGAAGCCAAGGCAGCGCCGUCCAAGAGCAGCAGCGCCGGAAUGCUGGACGAACACCUCAGCCGGGCCAGAGCGGGCGGUGUGGCGGACCUGGCCGCCUUCGCCAGCUCCUCAUCCCUGCAUGGCCUGGCCCAGGCUCUGGGGUCGUCCCGGUCUGGGAGGGUAGGAAUGAGGCAGACUCUGUGGGCUCUAGCCCUGCUGGCAUCCCUGACGGUCUUCCUGUACCAGGCAUCCCAGAGCACUGCCGCCUACCUGGAGCAUCCACAUCUGGCAGCCCUGGGUGAAGAAAGCCGGCGUGAACUCACCUUUCCUGCAGUUACCCUCUGCAACGUCAACCGUUUCCGCUUCUCGGCGCUCACGGACGCCGACAUCUAUCAUCUGGCCAACCUCACGGGGCUGCCACCCAAGAGCCGCGGCGGGCACCGGCCAGGCGAGCUCCAGUACCCGCCCCCGGACAUGCUGGACAUCUUCCAGCGCACAGGCCACCAGCUGGAGGACAUGCUGAAGAGCUGCAACUUCAGUGGGCAGAACUGCUCUGUGCAUGACUUCAGUGUGGUGUACACGCGCUAUGGAAAGUGUUACACGUUCAAUGGGAACAGGACUUCAGCGAAGCGGACGCGGCAGGGAGGCAUGGGGAACGGCCUGGAGCUGAUGCUGGACAUACAACAGGACGAGUACCUCCCCAUCUGGAGAGAGACCAAUGAGACGACCCUGGAGGCAGGGAUCCGUGUCCAGAUCCACAGCCAGGAUGAGCCUCCAUACAUUCACCAACUGGGUUUCGGAGUUUCUCCAGGGUUCCAGACCUUCGUAUCUUGCCAGGAACAGAGGCUGUCGUACCUGCCCCAGCCGUGGGGGAACUGCAGAGCAUCGACAGAGCCUGUUAUCCCGGGAUACGACACCUACAGCGUGAGCGCCUGCAGACUGCACUGUGAGAGCAUCCAGGUCCAGAGAGAGUGCAACUGCAGGAUGAUACACAUGCCAGGAAGCGCGGAUAUCUGCACACCUGCGAAAGUGAAAUGUGUUGACAGGGCGCUCGGUCUGCUGCAGAAAAGCACAGGAGACUCGUGCCCGUGUGAAACCCCCUGUAACGUCACUCGUUAUGGGAAAGAGCUGUCUAUGGUUAAAAUCCCCAGCAAAGGGUCCGCACGCUAUCUUUCCCGCAAGUACCACACAACUGAGGACUAUAUCAGAGACAACUUCCUGAUACUGGACAUCUACUUUGAAGCUCUAAACUACGAAACUAUAGAGCAGAAGAAAGCGUAUGACAUAGCCGGGCUACUAGGAGACAUCGGAGGCCAGAUGGGACUCUUUAUUGGAGCCAGCAUUCUGACAAUACUGGAGAUACUUGAUUACAUCUAUGAGGUGAUCAAGCACAGAAUCAAGAGACUCCUGAGACCACAAAAGAACCAGAACCAACAGAACCAGAGAAACCAGAUCCAGAACCAAAUCCAGAACCAGAUUCAGAGAACAAAGAACCACAGAGAACAGAACCUUAGGUCUCAGCUAGCACCGAGCACCAUCGCCACGGUCAAACUAGAGGAGGUCAAAGCCAAGGACAGUAAGGACGUGACGAUGGUUCAAGCUCAUGGCGUAUAUUCAUCUUCAAUUUUACCAAACCACCACCUCACACAGCCAGUUGUACAGCAGGACUUUGCUUGCUAGAAGCUGUUUGGUCGUGGUCAUCUCACUAUCUACAAUAAUUUAUCACUGGAUUUUAGACUCCUGGAUGGGACCACGCACUUGAACUGUAGGCUACGUAUGUCUAUGUCUGUCACCUAUAAAAGCUACAGCCAAAGUCAACCUUAUGAAGACCGUAUUCCGCUGAAUGCCUCCUUUCAUAGGGUGGGUGGCAUGUGUCCAAGUCUCGGUGCGACUGGCUCAAACUGGCUUUACAUCACAAAAACAGUGGUUAUUAGCAUCAUCCUGCAUUCGCACCAGUGGAACAUGCUCACACUGAGCCCCACAUACGCUGGUACAUCACACACCAGCGGGUAGACACCGCAUCGUCCUUUCCUGACACAAGAUUUUUAGUGAGACUUUUCUUGGGGACCAAGAAUCAAUAAAAAAAAAAAACUUCAGCACAUGACUGUGUUCACCUGCAAUACCUCACACAAGCCUCACCAUCACAUAUUACUUUUCUCACCUGCUGGCAGAUGACGAACAAAGACUGCUACAGUGGUGUCACAUGAACUUUAUAAAAAGACCAUUUUUCCUCACUUUGUAGGAAUAUAAGAAUAUGAUGUAAUAUGUAUGUAAACACUGUUAAUAUUAAACUGUACCAUUCA